Molecule: messenger RNA, 192 nt
Organism: Ichthyophthirius multifiliis
Lineage: Eukaryota; Ciliophora; Oligohymenophorea; Hymenostomatida
Exons: 1
Source: RefSeq, a predicted model, not a curated record
AUGGAAGAAUAAAUGUUUUAUGGAAAAGGAAAAGGCUGUGAACAUGUUAUGGGUAAAUGUAGAACUUCAACAAGAGAAUAUUGUAAUCCUGAUACUGACUAAUUAUUAUGCGAUUUUUACCACCAUGGAUCUUCUAAAUGUAGAGUUAGUAUAUUUGAAGAUCAGGGAACCAAAUUUGGGAUUAAUUCAUGA